This is a messenger RNA of Pyrus x bretschneideri (Chinese white pear), 656 nucleotides long. RefSeq names its product 60S ribosomal protein L36-3-like. The coding region runs from base 142 to 465 and encodes 107 amino acids. The transcript has 4 exons. Gene Ontology annotation, cellular component: ribosome; cytosolic large ribosomal subunit. Gene Ontology annotation, biological process: cytoplasmic translation. Gene Ontology annotation, molecular function: structural constituent of ribosome. NCBI's taxonomy places the organism in Eukaryota, Viridiplantae, Streptophyta, Magnoliopsida, Rosales, Rosaceae. The record is from RefSeq and is a predicted model, not a curated record.
GUGCCGAAUAAAAAAACAGGAAGACCACGCAGUAUUUAAAGGACUGAAUCACUAGGGUUUUAGUCUGUAAGCAGACUCGGUUUAGACGCGCCUUCUCUCUACCGCCGGGAUCUAGGGUUUUAUCCGAGCAGCGCUAAGGAAAUGGCUCCCGCCGCCCCCAAGAGUGGGAUCUUCGUCGGCCUCAACAAAGGCCACAUCGUCACCAAGCGUGAAUUGCCUCCUCGCCCAUCUGACCGCAAGGGGAAAACAAGCAAGAGGGUGCAUUUCGUGAGGAACUUGAUCAGGGAAGUUGCGGGAUUUGCUCCCUAUGAGAAGAGGAUUACGGAGCUUUUGAAGGUCGGGAAGGACAAGCGUGCUCUUAAGGUGGCCAAGCGAAAGUUGGGUACUCACAAGAGGGCCAAGAAGAAGAGAGAGGAGAUGUCCAACGUUCUCCGCAAGAUGAGGUCUGGUGGUGAUAAGAAGUGAGCACUUGAAGGGUUGUCUUUAUGAAUGUAGCUCAGUAUCUCUAAUAGUUUUGGUUAUGCAUUUUCGUAAGGGAUUUUUAGACAUGGUAUGAACUUUGUAAUUCCGAAUGUUUUGAGACAUUCAAUAUUUUUGUUGCGACGGAUAUUUGCCCUUCAGUUCUCAAGCUAUGUCUUUCAAGUUUGUGUGAUUUA